Messenger RNA from Gossypium raimondii (Peruvian cotton), 648 nucleotides. RefSeq lists its product as uncharacterized. NCBI's taxonomy places the organism in Eukaryota, Viridiplantae, Streptophyta, Magnoliopsida, Malvales, Malvaceae. The coding region runs from base 33 to 506 and encodes 157 amino acids. The transcript has a single exon. The record is from RefSeq and is a predicted model, not a curated record.
UCUUUCUUAUCCAAACUGCUCAUGAAGAAAAAAUGGAAACUACCGAGCAGAUAAAGGAAGAGAAGAAUGCCCCCGUGGUGAUCCGAGCAGUUGGUCGAGACGAAGAGGGUAGAAAGAAGGUUGAGAAGGCGGAAGUGCCGUCUCGGAACAUGGGCACCAUCAAGUACGUUGAAAAGAAGUUACAGGACAAAGGGGUGCAACGUAUGGACCGACAUCCGGCUAGUGGGAUUGGGAUUGGUCGGCCGCCGCCCAAAUCGGGACGUGGAGGGAAGUACACGUGGGAAGGACCUGAUGACAUGAUGGAGAACGAGCUGUCACCGGUGCCUGCAGCCAUCGAUGAGAAGGAUCCUAACUACGUGGAUGAGGAAGAAGAAGGGAGGAUUUUGAGGGGUGAAAAGAGCGACGUGAGUGGGUUUGUGGUGGGGGAAGUGGAAGUGACUAAAACAGCUCAGGACCGUGAUGGGGUAGCUCGAGUUGAGGUUGACGCUCACUUGAUGCCUAAUUAAACUACUAUUUCAUAUCAAGCUUUCUUUCACUUAACCUUGCUUUUCUGUUUGUUUGAUCAAAAUAUAGAGGAUACUCUAUAUUAUACGGGCUUAAAUUGUAAAUGUAUCUUCCUAUCUUAAUUAACCAACUUUUCAGUUUCAA